GAAGACCGUCCAGGCGAGCGAUGGCGGCGACGCACGCAGAGCCCAGCGCCCGCGAGAUCUUCUCCACGCUGGAGUACGGACCCGCGCCGGAGAGCCACGCGUGCGCACUGGCCUGGCUGGACACCCAAGACCGCCUCUUGGGCCACUACGUGAAUGGGAAGUGGCUGAAGCCAGAACACAGGAAUUGUGUGCCAUGCCAGGACCCCAUCACAGGAGAGAAUUUGGCCAGUUGCCUCCUGGCAGAGCCUGAGGAUGUGGCUGCAGCAGUGAAGGCGGCUUUGGAUGCACUGGGAAGCUGGAGCGGAGUGCCCGGAGGCAGCCGAGCCCAGCACCUGACCAGGCUGGCCAAGAUGAUCCAGAAGCACCAGCGGCUGCUGUGGACUCUAGAUUCCCUGGUCACUGGGCGGGCCGUUCGGGAGGUUCGAGACGGGGACGUCCCACUGGCCCAGCAGCUGCUCCAGCACCAUGCAGUCCAGGUCCAUGACCAAGAGGAGGCCCUGGCAGGCUGGGAGCCCAUGGGAGUUGUUGGCCUCAUCUUACCACCCACGUUCUCCUUCCUGGAGAUGAUGUGGAGGAUUUGUCCUGCCUUGGCAGUGGGCUGUACCGUCGUGGCCGUUGUGCCCCCGGCCUCCCCAACCCCUCUCCUCCUGGCCCAGCUGGCAGGGGAGCUCGGCGCCUUCUGCGGGAUCCUCAAUGUGCUCAUUGGCCCUGCCUCCCUGGGGGACACUGUGGGCCGCUGUCCUGGGGUGCACAAGGUGGCCUUCUGCGGAGCCGUGGAGGAAGCGCGCGUCCUGCGGCAGAGUCUGGCAGGCCAGAGGCUGGAGCUGAGCCUGGCGCUGGGCAUGGAGUCGCUGCUGCUGCUCAUGGACUCGGCCGACGUGGACUCGGCCGUGGAGGGCGUUGUGGAUGCAGCCUGGUCUGACCGCAGCCCGGGAGGCCUCCGGCUCCUGGUCCAGGAGUCUGUGUGGGAGGAAACGAUGAGGCGACUCCAGAGAAGGAUGGGGAAGCUGCGGAGCGGCCGAGGCCUGGACGGGGCUGUGGACAUGGGCACCCGAGGGGCUGCGGCCUGUGCCGCGGCCCGGCGCUACGUGCAGGAGGCCCAGAGCCAGGGCGCACAGGUGUUCCAGGCUGACCCUGUGCCCUCGGCCAGCCCGUUCUAUCCCCCAACUUUGGUCUCUGGUCUGCCCCCCGCAUCACCGUGUGCCCAGGCAGAAGUGCCGUGGCCCCUGGUCGUGGCCUCCCCUUUCCGCACAGCCAAGGAGGCGCUGGCGGUAGCCAACAGCACACCCCGGGGAGGCAGCUCCAGCGUGUGGAGUGAGAGGCUGGGGCAGGCGCUGGAGCUGGGCUACGGGCUCCGGGUGGGCACAGUAUGGGUCAACACCCAUGGCCUCAGAGACCCUGCGGUGCCCGUGGGUGGCUGCAAGGAGAGCGGGUCUUCCUGGCACGGGGGCCUGGACGGUCUGUAUGAGUACCUGCGGGCCUCGGGGACCGAGGACCGGCUGCCCUUCGUUUACGAGCAUCUGAACUAUGACAGCUUCGGGCUUGCUGUACCCGCGGCCCUGCCAGCAGGGCCUGAAACAGGGCCCAGCCCAGUGCCCCCCUAUGGGCUCUUCGUGGGGGGCCGAUUCCAGCCUCCUGGGGCCGGGAGCUCCAGGCCCGUCUGGGACUCCUCUGGCAGCCUGCAUGGCUACGUGGCUGAGGGUGGAGCCAAGGACAUUCGAGGCGCCGUGGAGGCCGCUCACCAGGCUGCCACUGGCUGGGAGCGGCAGUCCGCGGGGGCGCGGGCGGCCCUGCUAGUGGCGCUGGCGGCUGCGCUGGAACGCAGGGGGCCCGGCCUGGCCUCGAGGCUGCAGCGGCACGGAGUGGAGCUGGAGGCUGCCAAGGCGGAGGUGGAGCUCAGCGCCAGGCGGCUCCGGCUGUGGGGGGCCCGAGCCCAGGCCCAGGGCCACACCCUGCAGGUAGCAGGGCUCAGAGGCCCCGUGCUGCGGCUUCGGGAACCACUGGGCGUGCUGGCAAUCGUGUGCCCUGACGAGUGGCCGCUGCUUGCCUUCGUGUCCCUGCUGGCCCCCGCCCUGGCACACGGCAACGCUGUGGUCUUGGUGCCCAGCAGGACCUGUCCCCUGCCGGCCCUGGAGGUGUGCCAGGAUGUGGCCUCCCUGUUCCCCGCGGGCCUGGUGAACGUGGUGACAGGAGACUGCGACCACCUGACGCGCUGCCUGGCCUUGCACCAGGACGUCCAGGCGCUGUGGUACUUCGGAUCCACCAAGGGCUCCCAGUUCGUGGAAUGGGCCUCGGCAGGGAACCUCAAGCCCGUGUGGGUGAACAGGGGCCAUCUGCGGGCUUGGGAUCAGGAGCCCCAGGGGGCAGGCCCAGAGCUGGGGCUGCGGGCAGCACGAACCAAGGCCCUGUGGCUACCUAUGGGGGACUGAUGCCCAGUGCCACCGCUCCCGUUCCAUGGAGCAGAGACGGACCCCGGCAGAUGCCAGGCACCUGGAACUUCCCUCGUGGUCCUGUGUCCUGCAAUAAACUGUCUGACCAAGCCUG
Molecule: messenger RNA, 2544 nt
Organism: Chinchilla lanigera (long-tailed chinchilla)
Lineage: Eukaryota; Metazoa; Chordata; Mammalia; Rodentia; Chinchillidae
Gene: Aldh16a1
Product: aldehyde dehydrogenase 16 family, member A1
Exons: 17
Coding region: 21-2429 (802 amino acids)
Molecular function (GO): oxidoreductase activity, acting on the aldehyde or oxo group of donors, NAD or NADP as acceptor
Source: RefSeq, a predicted model, not a curated record